Molecule: messenger RNA, 2322 nt
Organism: Angiostrongylus costaricensis
Lineage: Eukaryota; Metazoa; Nematoda; Chromadorea; Rhabditida; Metastrongylidae
Source: the annotation of a GenBank genome assembly
AUGGAGGCAAAAAUAUGGAAGAAGGGAAAAGUUGGGAAGAAGCCGGAGCAAACGCCCGAUGAUGGCGAGAUCGUGCUCGUACGCGAAGUGAUCCACUACUCCCGACACGCCACAGUUCACAGCGCCGUCCUUUCUCCUUCUCAUUCACCUCCUUCUCCUGAUUCCGAUCUUCCUUAUGUGGAAAGAAAAUCAAACAUCGUUCUGAAUGAUUCAAGCGGAUACAAAACAAUUCGUGUCACCCAAUAUGAUGGUACUCAGCGAACGUUCAAUGCAAAAAAAACUGCACCAUCACCUCCUACUUCCUCGAAUCGGUCACUGCAUUCGGUUUUCCAAAAAGACAAAGAUUUUGUCGCUUCAAUGAAUUCUUUGGAAAAAUCAAAUUUGGAUGUCGAUGUGAAGGGGACAAAAGUAGAACCUGACCUACUUCGAAAGGACCUCGUUUCUGGAGAUUCUACUGAUAUCAUAGAGAAUGCAGCUGAAAUCAUGCAAGAGUAUGAAGACAUAAGAAAGAAAUUCGAUCUCUGGCAGCUACUCCAAGCCCGGAAUCGGUAUUCUUCGGAGACCAGACAGCUGCACAUGGAGCUCAUGCGUCAACACGAUUCGCUCAUGAAGAAACUACAACAAGUAGCUGAGGCGUCCGCUCCAGCGACGAAGAAAAAACCGAGUAUCGCAACCUACUCCUUCUGGGAUCCAAACGACCCUUCGAGGCCGUCAAUCCAACAGAAUCGCUCACAUAAUUCGGAGUCGCACGACCGUGAAGAGCUUAUUUCAAGAUGGGCAUCAAACCACUCCCUGUCCCCGACAGCGUCAACGUCAAGUGAAGAGACUGAACGAUCACAGUGCGGCAGUAAGAAAUCAAGAGAUGCCAUUGAACACCUUAUCAUUCCACCGCCGGGAUCUCGAUCAGACUCAGAAGCCCAUAACAAACAGCUUUCUUCUAGAAGAAUUGAAACGACUCUAAUAGAUGUAAAUAAAAGUAGGGAGGAGAAGGAACGAGCUUUGCAAAGGAUUCUCGAGGAGGUAAACGAGUUGAAAAGAAAGGAACAAGAGCUGCGAAGAGUCGCUAGUAACUGGACUUCGAAGAAACAGGAAGGAUUGGCUCCACCACAGGCGAUUUCUAAUGGUGGUAAUAUUACGACGAACGUUACAACGCCUUUGCUCCGGAAGAAAUUACAAGAUCAUACCCUACUCAGCUCUCAAAAGGUUUUCGACCAACAAGCGUCUCCCGAUGAUAACAAUAAUCCAGUUCAAGCGCUGGUGACUUCAGUAGGGAGUCCACCGUCUUCCAAGAGAGGUCAUGGAGUAAAGCCCGUGGGGAAAUCUCCUUAUUCCCCGAAGAUCCUCCAUUCAAACAUUUCACUUUAUGAGAGGCGAACCUCCUCACAGUCUUUUCCCUCACCUCGAGAAAUCCGGAUUCAGAAAUCAGGUAACUUGGAGAAAACAUCGCAACAUCCGCAACAAGUCGAAUCUCCCAAUGGCUCUGCAAAAGUAGUGGGGACUUUUGUGAUUUCGCAGAACGCUCUAAAUUCUCAGGCUCAGUUUUCUACUUCUGUGCAGAUUCCUCCAAAACUGCCAUUGACAACACGAAGCACGGUUUCUCGGGAAAAUAUUGAGGUGCCGUCGCCUCCGAUGAUACCGAAUGCUGACUCUAAUAUUCGCAAAGUAAAGGAGGCUGUAAAGCAAAGUCUUGGGCAGAAAUCUGCCAGCUCACUGUUACUGCAAGCUCACCUAUCCACGCUAGAAUCGAAAGAUCAACGAGGCGAUGUGAAAGAGUCCGAGUUGGAUGGCAUAGCAUCCACCGGAUCAAAAAAGCCUUUCCAUAACCACAUGAACGGUCAGAUUACAAGCAGCAUGUCGAAAGUUCUUAAGGAAGAAUUUCCAUUUCUCAAGAAAGUUGGAGCUCCCGUCGAGAAAAAUGGCAUCACACUAGGAAAAGUUCUUGACGCUUUCUCAGAAAGUCAUGACGUAAAUAUUCUAGAUUUCCUACCAGCUAGUGAAGAUCACCGUCUUGUUAUUAAGGAAACAACUCGAGCCACAGCAGUGGAGCGACCGAAGCACGCACAGCAUCCUACACCACCUCCGCCACCACCACCGACCAUACUUUCCCCCCAAUCAAGUCUCUCUCCUACAGUGGCGGCGACACGUCCUGCAACGUCAUUAAUUUUGACACAGGAUUUGGAGCGCCAGAAGACUAAACUGAAGCCUGUUCCAGCAAUAGAGAAGUCUGCUGCUUUGAUGGACGUGCGAGACAGCUUGAUGGCUGAGAUCAGGAAUGCCGGUGGACUUCGAGCACUACGCCAAACUUCAUCACAGAAAAACUGA